CCAGGUCUUGGCUGGGAGGUUAGGUUGGCUGGAGCGUCCCUUGGAGUCUUUUUAAAAGGUAAAUGUACCCCUAGAAUGUUGCAAUUUGGGGGGAGACUGGAUCGAGCUCUGCCGUGUAGACAUGACUGACCUUGGACUUCACCUGGGGCAGAUGGGCAGCAUUAGCAUCCUAAGACCCUUCUGGGCCCCCAGGGCACAAUCCUGAAGAAUUUAAUAAGGAAACUCCAGUGUUGUUAUUUAUACCUCCCUUGUUCCAGAGAAGACUUAAGAUGGCUUCAGAGAUUCUCAAGGUCAUUUUGGACAGUUUCACCAAGAACCCAGGAAGCCUGGGAGACCUUUGAUCAGCCGCAGAUCGGUGCUGGAGCCAAAGUUCCAUCUUUCAACCCUGCCCGCCCCUCUGAGCACCAGGGUCAGCAGCAGGCCAUGGGUGAUCAGGACCUACCUGGAGUUCUGGUGUCUGAUCUUGAAGGACCACAUGGCAUAUGUGAAGAUCAUGUUGAAGACCUGAAGAGACACUUUAAUCUCAUUACCAUGCAAGACUUUUUGGAAAAUAAAGCACAGCUGGGUCCCAAGAUCCAAGCUGUAUACAUCUGGGGCGGAAGGCCGGCCGUCAGCCAGGAGCUCCUGUGCAGCCUGCCCUCCUUGAAGAUCGUGGCCAGUGCAGGGGCAGGGUUGGACCAUCUGGACCUAGGGCUCGUGGCCAGCUUUGGCGUGAAGGUGGCCAACACACCACAUGCUGUCUCCAGCCCCACGGCAGACCUGGGGAUGGCCUUGCUGCUUGCCGCAGCUCGGAGAGUUGUGGAAGGUCAUCAGUUGGCUGUUUCACCACAUACAGAGAACUUUCCUACAGACUAUAUGGGUCAAGAAGUGACAGGGGCCACUCUGGGAAUUAUCGGCAUGGGCAGCAUUGGCUAUAAGAUUGCUCAAAGGGCCAGAGCAUUUGAAAUGAAGAUUGUCUAUCACAAUAGGAAACACAGAAAAUUGGAGGAGGAGGAAGCUGUUGGGGCCAUUUACUGUGAGAGGCUGGAUGACCUGCUUCAGCGGUCGGACUUUGUGAUGUUGGCUGUGAGCUUGACGCCACAGACCCAGGGCCUGAUCGGGAAGCGGGAGCUGAGAUUAAUGAAGCCCACCGCCAUCCUUGUCAACAUCGGCAGAGGUCUGCUAGUUGAUCAAGACGCCCUGGUGGAAGCCCUUCAGACCGGGCUCAUUAAGGCGGCAGCGCUGGAUGUGACGUACCCAGAGCCCCUGCCCAGAGAUCAUCCUUUAUUGGAGUUGAAGAACAUCAUUCUGACACCUCACAUUGGAAGUGCAACUCAUCAAGCAAGACGACAGAUAAUGGAAAAUUUGGUUGAAAGCAUCCUGGCUUCUUUCAGUGGCCUUCCUAUUCCUAACGAAGUGCUGCUUAAAUGAUUUAUGUGAGUUAAGCAUUCAGUGGGAUGGAAACAGCAGAUUAAAUGGGAAAGAAACA
Cervus elaphus (red deer) is the source of this 1468-nucleotide messenger RNA. RefSeq names its product probable 2-ketogluconate reductase. Lineage: Eukaryota; Metazoa; Chordata; Mammalia; Artiodactyla; Cervidae. Gene Ontology annotation, cellular component: cytosol. Gene Ontology annotation, molecular function: glyoxylate reductase (NADPH) activity; NAD binding; hydroxypyruvate reductase [NAD(P)H] activity. The coding region runs from base 424 to 1410 and encodes 328 amino acids. The transcript has 7 exons. The record is from RefSeq and is a predicted model, not a curated record.